This is a messenger RNA of Olea europaea var. sylvestris, 2210 nucleotides long. RefSeq lists its product as uncharacterized. The transcript has 5 exons. The record is from RefSeq and is a predicted model, not a curated record. Lineage: Eukaryota; Viridiplantae; Streptophyta; Magnoliopsida; Lamiales; Oleaceae. The coding region runs from base 495 to 1232 and encodes 245 amino acids.
UGAAUUUAUUUACUAACCAUUUUGAAAGUUCAUUUUACCCAAAAGAAUUUAGAGUUUGUCAUUGAAUUACGUACGUUCAAAAUAAAUAAUGAGUUCAAUAUGUUUGAUUUGACUAGAUCUUUAAACUCGGCACAAGUUUGGGAUCUCUAUGGACGUCUGUAAUGUUCGAUUCUUGAUUUUAGGGCUUUUUUUGGUGAGUAUUACUGCCUGCUAAUCCUACUAACGUGGCACUUGAAAUUCGACUGUUGAGUUCUCUCGUUUAUUCUCCUUGGUCGUAUAAUGGUUGUUUUGAAGACUGGCCCACUGUUUUUUCGGGUUGGGUUUAUAGUUUGGGUUCAAGAAGAGCUCUGAGAAGCCCUAAAUUGGAGUAACUGGAAUUGGGGGGCGGGGUUUGGCGAAAGCGAUAAACUUAUGCUUGGAGUAUUCCUGCUCUCAGUGACAUGAAAGUUGGUUAUCCAUAAGUUGUUAGUUCUUUUUUCUGCAGCUGAGAAAGCAUGGGCUCUGCUUGUUGUGUUGUUGUAAGGGAUAGAGCUAUAACAAAUGGAUCGUCAAGUGAAAUUUUGCGGAGGAAUGUCCGGUAUUUACCAUCAUGGAGCUUUCAAUGGGAUAAUCGUGGACAAGUAGCUGGGAAAGAGACAUCUGCAAAUUGGUUGCCAGAUGGAGGUGGUGGUAAUCAUUGUCUAGAUGUCAAAUCUGGUACUACUGUAGAAACCGCAUUUGCUUCUGAAGAUGGUAGCCCAUUGGAUAGUUUCCGGUCACUUGCAUGGCAGAAGUCCUCAAUUACUGAAGGAAAUGCUGGGAUUUUAAGGCUUCCAUUGUCUGACUCAUCCACUGCACAGAAUUUGACGGAGGUGAAGGAGUCGGCAGAGUUCUCAGUGGAUCCAUAUCCAUCUCCUGUAAAGCUGUCUCCUUCAGCACCUUCAGUUUCAUCUCUUUCGACAUCUCCUUUAUCAUCCCAAAGUCAGCUGCUUCAUCCGUGCUCUACUCCUUCAAGGUGGCAUUGCCAUUCUCCUGGACACCAGCUAUUACGACAAGUAUCAGAUAGUCGCAUUCCAGUAUACAAGUCACCGACAUUAUCAAUAUCUGGGGAGGAGGGGUCCUAUGUGCUCCCUGCUUUGUGCAAUGAUUCAACAAGGGGGUCCAAUGGAGGGUCUUUCGAUAGUUGGUCAAUUCCUGCCUCCUCCAAGCUCAUGACAACUCGUAGAGAGAGGUGGUCAUUUGAUAGUGAAUAAUCGGGCUUCAAUUGUCACAAAAUAAGACAAAAUCCAGUAUCUCUUUCUUCCAGUCUCCAAAAUUGCAGCAUUUGUACGAAGCCUCUAACUCAGAGACCUUGAUGGUGUAGCCAAGAACAUGCUGCUGUUGCAGUUUUAGUUUGUGGGCACGUGUACCAUGCUGAGUGCCUGGAGAAUGUGACGCGUGAAGCUGACAAGUAUGAUCCAGCUUGUCCAGUCUGUACUUUUGGGGAGAAGUGGGCUUUGAAGACGUCCAAAAAGGCAUUGAAAGGUGAAAUGGAUUUGAAAAUCAGAAAGCGAUCCAGGAAUCACGUUGUUAAUAGUGAUCUUAGUGGUGAUCUCGUGAUGUUUGAUGAUCAGAAAAGCAUUAGGCAGGAAGGAAGGGGCCUCAAAUUGACAAGUUCCAGCUUGAAGAGCUCUUUAGGAAUGCCUUUCUUGAAACGGCACUUCUCAUUUGGGUCCAACCGGAAUAUAUCCUUGCCUGAGAAUCGUUCUACUCAAAGAAGGGGAUAUUUCUGGGAGAAAUAGCGAGACCUUACUUAUGGAUAUAAGAGGUAAUUCUCGUCCCAUGUUUGUGAGAUAAGCAAAGCAAAAUAUUCGUUCGUACUUUCCAGUCGUUAGGUCUCCGAACGUGCAAAGGGGACACACAUGCACUAUAAAUGAAACUUCAGACUUGAAAUGCCUGAAAAAGUUGAUUAGGGACUCGUGUACUUCAAUUGUUGAAGUUUGAGAACAUCAGCUGUAAAUUUCUUGAUUCUAUAAUGACUUCUGCAGCACUUAAGUGGCCUGUUGUAGUUCAAUGUUCAGAGAUCGAUUAUUCUGGUACGUCUGCUCACUUGAGAUUCCACGAUCGCGUCUUUAUCUGCUGCCAGGAUUAGGUCAUCAGCAUCUACAUGAGGAGCAAAGGUUAGCCUAAGGUACACAUUGUAUGUAAGGUGCAUUUAUACAAAUCAACAAAUUUGAUUUUAUUAUAUAGAA